AGACCACAAAUUUUGGCUGAAAGUGGGGUUUUGUCAAAGUAUUGGAAAAUGUAACUGAAAGCGCAUAUUAAGAGGGGGCCACUUACAUCAUCAAAUUACAUACUAUUGAAAAACGUGCCUUCUGAUUUGAUGUACAGAUUGAGCCCAAAUAAUAUUUCACUCAGUUUAGUACACGAUUGACAAGGUCUUUAAAUUGGAAUGUGGGACAGAAAGUUGACAUUUGAGAUGGAAGCACUGACCUUUUAGAGACAGAAAGCUGUAAAUUUGCUUUGCUCUCUGGAGUACGUUUUAUACAGUGUGCAAACGUUAUUUUUCGAGUGGUCAUUAAAAAAAAAGGAUAACACUGGAUUGAUCUCACAAACGUCUGUGUCCGACAUUCAACAGUAGGAACUAAAUUGUCGCGUGUUUCCGGUCGGGCCAUAGAGCAGCGGGCACCCCGGAACAUCAACAGCAGUGUCGGAGGAGAAUUUGUUUUACAGCCGACAUGUCAAACAUACUGAGCCGUCUAAUAUCACGGUACCUCCGUCCAAAGUCUAUUGCUGCCCAGAGUCCCCCCGGCCAGAACUCCAUGAGUUGGACCUCGGCGUGUCAGCAACGAACCCUGACGUUACGCAGGAGCGCUGCUGGACAAGUUCCGUUGUCCGGAGUGAGCAGCUGCAGGGCUUUCUCCCACACCACAGUGGACCCUGAAGAACUGAGGAGGUUCCAGUUGCUGGCUGGGAAAUGGUGGGAUGAGAGCGGAGAAUUUGGCGCCCUGCACGCCAUGAAUGACCUGCGAGUGCCUUUCAUACGGGAUAAUCUGCUGAACGUGCACAGAGCUCAAAACCCGGGAAACCCACUGGCGGGCCUGAAAAUCCUGGAUGUAGGCUGUGGAGGCGGGCUGCUCACCGAGCCGCUGGGCCGCCUGGGAGCAGACGUGGUGGGAAUAGAUCCAGUAGAAGACAGCAUCGGCACGGCUCAGCUGCAUUCAUCAUUUGACCCGGAUCUUCGCGACCGCAUCCGCUACCGCGCUUGCACCCUGGAGGAACUCUCCGCAGAUGGGGAGGGAGAAGGGACGGAACAGUUCGAUGCCAUCGUCGCGUCCGAGGUGGUGGAGCAUCUGGCCGACCUGGAAACAUUUGCCUUCUGCUGCAGCCACGUGCUGAAGCCCGGUGGCUCUCUCUUCAUCACCACCAUCAACAAAACCAGCCUGUCCUAUUGGCUGGCCAUCGUGGCAGCUGAGCAGCUGCUGCGCAUCGUUCCAAGUGGGACUCACGAGUGGGAGAAAUUCAUCAGCCCUGAGGAGCUGGAGCGCCUCCUAGAGUCCAGCGGUUUCUCGGUCCAGUCAGUGCAGGGGAUGAUGUACAACCCAGUGUUCGGUUCCUGGUCAUGGAGCAGCAGCACCGCCAUAAACUACGCCCUCCAUGCUGUGAAAGUGGCUGAAGACUCCGGAUCGGACCACGGCGACUCGGAACACAGCUGAGACCAGCGGCUGCGUUCAGAUCUCAUAAUAAAAGCUUGAGAGUGGUUAAACCCUUGUUGUCUCGGCGUAUACAGUGUUGAAUGCAGUCCCUAAAAAUACGACUCCACAUGUGGAGGCUGCACAGCGCUCACUAUUUAUAGCCGCUCAGCUCCGGGGAGUUCACGUCCCUUCACAAGAGGAGCUAGUCACAGCCUCGGGGAUUAUACCAAGUCUCGUGUAUGUGUAUUAUUAUAUAAUAUGGAAAAAGCUGGGGAGAUGCCUGAGUGAUGUUCUUAAAGUGACAGAUGAUUUUUGUGUGUGCGAACAACGUUCAAAGUGUAUAUUAUUUUUUGUGUGAUGUUAUUGGCGAUAAUAAAACAUUU
Molecule: messenger RNA, 1824 nt
Organism: Synchiropus splendidus (mandarinfish)
Lineage: Eukaryota; Metazoa; Chordata; Actinopteri; Syngnathiformes; Callionymidae
Gene: coq3
Product: coenzyme Q3 methyltransferase
Exons: 6
Coding region: 485-1462 (325 amino acids)
Biological process (GO): ubiquinone biosynthetic process
Molecular function (GO): 2-methoxy-6-polyprenyl-1,4-benzoquinol methyltransferase activity
Source: RefSeq, a predicted model, not a curated record